Pistacia vera is the source of this 1422-nucleotide messenger RNA. RefSeq names its product zinc finger BED domain-containing protein RICESLEEPER 2-like. The record is from RefSeq and is a predicted model, not a curated record. Gene Ontology annotation, molecular function: protein dimerization activity; DNA binding. Lineage: Eukaryota; Viridiplantae; Streptophyta; Magnoliopsida; Sapindales; Anacardiaceae. The coding region runs from base 1 to 1422 and encodes 473 amino acids. The transcript has 2 exons.
AUGGUUUUGACUGGGCAUUGGAUUGAUGAUCAUUGGAAGUUUAAUAGACGGGUGUUAAACUUUAUUCAUUUACCUCCUCCCCAUUCUGGUGUUGCCAUUGCUGAUGCAAUUUUCAAGUGUUUGAUGGAUUGGGGAAUUGAAGCUAAGGUCCAUACGAUAUCGGUGGAUAAUGCUUCAAGCAAUGAUGUUGCUGUAAAAGUGUUGAAAGAUAAUUUCCAAGUUAUAGGGAAGCUCAUAUGUGGUGGCAAGAUGUUUCAUGUGAGGUGUUGUGCACAUAUCUUGAACCUGGUUGUUCAAGAUGGUCUUUAUCAGAUUAAACACAUUAUUGAGGACAUCCGUGAUACUGUGUCGUAUAUCAAUUCAUCGGAGAGUAGACUAAAGGUGUUUGCAGAGAUUGUUCAACAGCGCCGAUUGCCAUUUCGCAAACUUAUUCUUGAUUGCAAAACGCGAUGGAAUUCAACAUAUGAUAUGUUGACAACAGCAAUGCAAUUUAGGCGUGUUUUCCCUUGUUUGAAGGAGAGGGAUUUGAGUUAUCAUUAUUGUCCCAAGGAGGAAGAUUGGGAUAAAGUUGAGAAAAUUUGUCCUAUUUUGAAGGUGUUUAGUGCUGCGUCGAAUCUGAUAUCAGGGAGUGAUUAUCCGACAUCAAACUUGUUUCUAAAACAAGUUUGUACAAUAAAAAUUAUGUUGGAUAGUAAGAGUCGGGAUGGAGAUCAGUUUAUACAGACCAUGAUUUGGAAAAUGAAAGAAAAGUUUGACAAAUAUUGGGGAGAAUGUAAUCUAUUGAUGAGUGUGGCUGCUAUUUUGGACCCCAGAUUGAAGAUGAGGGUAAUUGAAUGGGCGUUCCCUAAGAUGUAUUCUCAGGCUGAAUCGCGGGCAAAUAUGGAUAUUGUUCGAGAUGCCUUGUAUGAGGUAUAUAGGGAGUAUGUUGAUGCCAGUAAAGCAUCGACAGCUGCCUGCGCUUCUGCAUCUACAGGGGGUGCAAUUCAGGAGGUUGGUGAGGGGUCAGGGGCAGCGGCAGAGAUGGCGGAAAAUUGGGAUGAUUUUAGUGAGUAUCUGGAUGGGGUUGAGACGGUUGAGCCAACGAAAUCGGAGUUAGACUGUUACCUUGGAGAGGGAUGCCAUAAAUGUGUUGGGGAUGCUACGACAUUUGAUGCUUUGACCUGGUGGAAGGCUAACUCAACAAAGUUCCCUAUCUUGUCUAUCAUGGCUCGAGACAUAUUAGCCAUUCCUAUUACUACGGUUGCUUCUGAGUCUACUUUCAGCGCCGGCAGUAGGGUUAUUGACACAUACCGAUCGUCGUUGGCUCCCAACACGGUGGAGAUGCUCUUAUGUGGAUGUGACUGGAGCAGGACAUUGAAUGGGGUGAAGAAAGGAUGUAAAGAAGAGCAGCAACCGUUGGAGAUCAACCUUCCUAUCCCGUAA